AAAAUGCUGGACGACUUUCAAAGAGAGAGACUAGAAGCUGAGUCUAAAGCCGAUAAAUUAGUCAAUGAUCUCUGUAUGGCUGUUGAACUUAAACGCUCCCUCCAAUCUCAAGAUCAAAUGAGGGAGAUUAAUGUUCAAAAAGAGGCUCUAGAACCUAAGACCAACCCUGAACCAUCCAAUCAUCAGGUGCCAGUUCUAGAAGAUUCACCAAGUUCUACACCAUCUCAGAAACCUGAGAGCAUAACAACUCUUGCUAGGGCUACUGUGGUGAUGUUACCUGAAUACCCUCCAAGCCAAGUCUCAACCGGCACAGUCGUACAUGAGGUGGAACCAACUGAGGGAACUGACUCAGAACCACCUACGCACAUUCAAGAAAAGGAGGAGGAAAUUUUGCCAACGGCAAUAAACGACCAUCUCCUUAAUUGUGUUGAAGACACACCUCCAGAGGAACCUGUUCUGGAGGAAGUAGAGCCCGUUACCUGCCCCCAAGAUACCAAUGUCCAAGUGUCUGAGCAGGAAUCUAUAGACAAGGAAUUAUUUUGCAUGGAAAAGCCAACUCCGCUUAUAGAAACCUGUGUACAUAAUGCUUCAUCUGAAGAUUCACACCAUACCUUCUUUGACUUCCUACUUGACGGGUAUGACUAUGUCUGCCCGAAGGAUGGUUGGAAUUUAAAGAGUUGGGAUGAACUUCUGGAGAGUGACGACGAGGACUCUUCCUUGGGGGAGGGUACGAUCAUAAUCAUCAAACCACAAAUGGAUAGUCAGCCAAUUGAAGACAAGGAAGAAAUCAAUCUUGCUACGAAGGCCAAUGAUGUGGAACAACUGAGGAGACUUCCGCCACCACCCACCUAUCUAGAGUCUCCUCCUUUUAUCCUGUUGCCGCCAAGCCGCAGGGACGAGUCAAGGAUCCUGGACCUUGACCGAGCGAAAAUUCAAACAGGGUGGCAUCAGAAGAGAGUCAAAAGGGCCAAACUUUAUGACUCUCGGAUCGGAAAGUCACGGAAAAAGUGGAUGGAUGUUGCUUGGAUGAUUCCGCAUGGAAACCGCCGCACAUUACAGAACCUGGAAGAGCUCCCCUUGCACUCAGAAGAAGCAAGGAAGAAGUUUCU
This is a messenger RNA of Cuscuta campestris, 1109 nucleotides long. The record is from the annotation of a GenBank genome assembly. Lineage: Eukaryota; Viridiplantae; Streptophyta; Magnoliopsida; Solanales; Convolvulaceae.